UCACUGCUUCACUGUAUCAACUCUAGGCUCAGUGUAAGGACUAAGGAGUAGCCCCUAUAAGCUGGUCUGUCUGUCCUCUCCAUGGCAGAUAAUGGAUCUGUGUGGAGUAAUGACAGUGGUUCUGGUGACGAGGAGACUGGGGUCGGCAGUGUGGAGCUGGUCCUGGUUCUAGUGAUGGAUGUCCUGAUCCUGGUGCUGGGUGUGACGGGGCACUCCCUGGUGAUGGUCAUCCUGUGUGGUCGUCGUAGAAGAAGGGCAGGUCCGAGGGGUCAACACAACCAGGGGAACAUGACAGGGACAGGGACAGACACCCUCCUGCUGGCCCUGAGUGCGGCCGACCUUCUCCUCCUCUCCAUGCUGCCCUUCCACACCGUCGCCAUAGCGAUGCAGCACUGGCCCUUCGGGGACUUCCUGUGUCGGCUGGUGAGCUUCCUGGGCGCCGCCUGCUCCUCGGCUAGUGCCUUCACGCUGGCCGCCCUGGCCGUAACGCGGUAUCUGACCGUGGUGGAGCCAACCCAGGCCUACCGCCUUCUUACUCCUCGCCGCGUGGCGCUGACCUCCGCUGCUCUCUGGCUUCCCGCUUGUGCCCUGGCUGCCCCACAGCUGGCCUUCCGCUCUGUGGGUGCCCGGCGCAUCGCCCCCGACAGCCUGGCCUGCUUCAACUUCCUGUCGCACAACGGCCAGCUGGCCUAUGGAGCCUGCCAAUUCUUGCUGUCCUUCGCCCUGCCACUGGGCGUCAUCGCUGUGGCCUACAGCGGGAUCUACAUGUUCCUGUGGCGGAGUCGGAGGGACAGCCGAGCGCCCCAGGUGGAGCGAUACCAACGGAAAGUGACCCAGACUUCGGCCCUGCUGGUGCUGGCCUUUACCCUGUGCUGGUUGCCCUCCUACGUCCUAACCUUUGCCCUCCUGGGUGGAGGCAGCCAUGGGGCCACGGGGUCAUCACCCCGCUUCGGGCCCUUCAGCGUGUUCGCCCGCAUCACGGCCACCUCCUCUACCGUGGCCAACCCCAUCCUCUACGUCCUCAUGUCCCAGAAGUUCAGACAGGACCUGCUGGAGCUGGGUCGCAGAGGUGCCAUGGGUGGGGGUCAGUAACCGUGACAACAGACAACUAUACAAGACUUGUGGACAUGUAUCUAAAUCUCUAAGGUUAAGCUGUGUGUCCAUGACAAACUGGAUGUGGGUUGAAC
Messenger RNA from Salvelinus fontinalis (brook trout), 1187 nucleotides. Its product is annotated as delta-type opioid receptor. The record is from RefSeq and is a predicted model, not a curated record. Lineage: Eukaryota; Metazoa; Chordata; Actinopteri; Salmoniformes; Salmonidae. Gene Ontology annotation, cellular component: plasma membrane. Gene Ontology annotation, molecular function: G protein-coupled receptor activity. The transcript has a single exon. Gene Ontology annotation, biological process: G protein-coupled receptor signaling pathway. The coding region runs from base 82 to 1092 and encodes 336 amino acids.